Molecule: messenger RNA, 6256 nt
Organism: Protopterus annectens (West African lungfish)
Lineage: Eukaryota; Metazoa; Chordata; Ceratodontiformes; Protopteridae
Gene: OSBPL7
Product: oxysterol binding protein like 7
Exons: 23
Coding region: 414-3050 (878 amino acids)
Cellular component (GO): intracellular membrane-bounded organelle; plasma membrane; cytosol
Molecular function (GO): cholesterol binding
Source: RefSeq, a predicted model, not a curated record
GAACUGAGGUGGCAGAGUGACAGCAGUAGCAUCUGACUGCCAGUUGUUUGAAUCAGGAAACCGGUUUUUUUUCGCAAGAGAUUUGUGAAUCUGUGAUUGCCACGUAGUGGAACCAGAGAGCGAGUCUUUGCCCACAUUGGGACUUAGGAAGCCGAUGUUUGGAGAAAAUUGCUGAACGCUGUGUUGUACAACAAAACGGGAUUUAGCUGGGACACAGUACUGUUUUGGUCAUCUCUUCUCCAGGACCAAGAGAACAGGAAACCAUGGCUGCUGUUGGGAAGAAUUCAAGCCAGGAAUGAUGAGACCUGUAAGCCUCAAACCUUGUCUGCCAUCCAGAAGAGCAGCUCUGUUUUCAUAGUGCAGCUUCAGUGGUCCUUCCAUCUGGCAGACUGCUCCGUGGGUACCUUCCAGAAAUGGGAAGUCAGGAGAGGAAUGCGGAUACACAAAGUGUUCCUUUACCAUCAAAAAACAGCAGCAGUGCACCUGUCAGAUAUGCCAGCACUCACCAGAGUCAGGAGGAAUGGGAAGAAGUGGAAGGACCUCCAGAUGGUGGCAACAGUGGAGCCAGGCAGGACCUGGCUAAAGUGGAGAAGCAGGAGGGCUAUCUCCUGAAGAAGAGAAAGUGGCCACUGAAAGGCUGGCAUAAGAGAUUCUUUGUUCUGGAUGAAGGCAUCUUGAGAUAUGCGAAGACUCCAUUAGAUAUUACAAAAGGCAAGCUGCAUGGGUGUAUUGAUGUACGGCUCUCUGUCAUGACUGUUAAUAAGAAGACAAAACGCAUUGAGUUGGAUACUGAAGAAAGUCUCUACCACCUGAAGGCAAAGUCUGAGGAAUUCUUCAACACCUGGGUUGCCAAACUGUGUUAUCAUCGUCUCUUCAGGAAAUCCGAAGGUCUCAAACUCUCCCGUGCUCUCCUUUCUGAAACAGACGACUGUCAAUCAGUUUCGGCAGGAAUCACAGAAAAGAACGUAGCGGUAGAUGGCAUGUCUCCUUCCAUGGUUUCAGAAAAUGCCCAGAAAAACUUUUUGUUGAUGGACGUUUCAGAAGAGAUGGACAGCUGUUCAAAAGACCUCUCAGAAUGCCAUCAGAACUUGACAGAGCUCAGUAAACUGCUUCAGAGUCUGGAGAUUUUACAUAGGGUACAUUCAGCACCUGUCAUCUGCAGCAGCCAGAUAUCAGUGGCUGAGAAGACAAAGAAGGUGAAGCGGACAUCCAAAAUCUGGUGCACGCAGAAUUUUGCCAAGGAUGACACAAUAGGUAGCAGGGCCAGUCGGCUGCAUGCCUCGGUACCGAAUCUUCCUGGAUGCUUAGAUUUGACCCCAGCCCCCACUGCCUUUAAUCUACCUGCAGAGUAUGCCCAGCUUCAGCAGUACUUCUGUAACCUGGCACAGAAAGUUCACUGCUCUUUGUCAAGUGCCUUCACUGCAAUAACAGCAGAGAGGGAGAGACUGAAACGGACGUGGCAGGACCUCGAAACCAAACAGACUCCCACCUCCCAGCUCCUAACCUACAGAGGAUCAUUUUCUGAGGUUACAGGUGAAAAUGCACACCUUCCAAACUGUUUGCAGAGAAUUCACUCUCUUUCUGCUUCUUCAGACACGACAGUUGACUCUUUCGUUUCUGUAACCCAAGAGGAGCAGGUAUCUCCUUGUGUUGAUGGGCAGGCCCUAUUACACAAACAGGUCAACAGAAGCACCCUUUCCUUGUCUGAUUCAUACACAGAGUUCUUUGAUGCAUGUGAUGUUAUCCUGACAUCCAGUUCUUCUGAAAAUGAGGCUUCUGACUCUGAAUCCUGUGUCAGUGAGACAGCAAGCAGCACUUGGGAUAUGAACAUGGAAGCAGUGAUGGGAGCUGCACACCUGAGUAAAGGAACAAACAGCCUUGCUUAUGUCUCCUUGAAUGACGUCACCAGGAGGUCAUGUCUUCCAAUGCCAGGUCCUAAUACAAGUCACAUAAGUCUGUGGAAUAUCUUGCGGAACAACAUUGGGAAGGAUCUGUCUAAGGUAUCGAUGCCAGUCCAGCUAAAUGAACCGCUUAACACUCUACAACGCUUCUGUGAGGAGUUGGAGUACAGCGCACUGCUUGAUCUUGCCAACCACGCCGAAGAUCCCUUCGACCGCAUGGUGUAUGUAGCUGCUUUUGCUGUUUCGUCCUAUGCCUCAACAUACUAUCGUGCUGGAGCAAAACCAUUUAACCCAGUGCUGGGAGAAACGUACGAAUGUGAGCGUGCUGACAAAGGUUUUACCUUCAUCAGUGAGCAGGUGAGCCAUCAUCCUCCUGUGUCUGUGUGCCAUGCUGAAUCUGAGAACUUUGUUUUCUGGCAAGAUGUUAGGUGGAAAAACAAGUUUUGGGGGAAGUCUCUGGAAAUUGUGCCAGUGGGAACAAUCAAUCUUACUCUACCCAGUUUUGGAGACCACUAUGAAUGGAACAAGGUGACAUCCUGUAUCCACAACAUCCUCAGUGGCCAAAGAUGGAUCGAACACUACGGGGAAGUGAUCAUUAGAAAUCUGCAGAGUCCUAUUUGUCAUUGCAAGAUCACGUUUUGUAAGGCACGAUACUGGAGUUCUACUGUUAAUGAUAUUCAAGGUGCUGUACUUGAUGAGAGUGGUAGUGUGAUCCACCGAAUCUUUGGCAAGUGGCAUGAAGGUGUUUACUGGGGCACACCACCCAACACCAAAUGCAUCUGGAAACCAAACAGCAUGCCCAAGGACCAAGAGAAAUAUUAUGGCUUUACCAAGUUUGCCCUAGAGUUGAAUGAGCUUACCCCUGAUCUGAAACCACUACUGCCUCCAACGGACACACGUCUCAGGCCUGAUCAGCGGUUUUUAGAAGAAGGAAAUGUAACAGGAGCAGAAAUCCAGAAGCAGAGGAUCGAGCAGCUGCAAAGAGACAGGAGAAAGGUGAUGGAGGAGAAUACUUUAUUGCAUCAGCCUCGAUUUUUCAGGAAAUCAGUUGACAGCAGUGGGAAGGAAUUCUGGGUAAGCAAUGGAUCAUACUGGAAACUGAGGAAGGACCCUGGUUUUGCCAAGCUUGAUAACCCAGUGCUUUGGUAACACAUCAGUAGCUACUUGCUGAAAAUGUGUUAAAGAUGUGGGCGGACUGGCGUCAAGGGGCAUUUUGUCUGCAAGCAGACCUAAGGAGAAAGUGCAAUUUUUACAAGUUCGCAUACCAUGUGGAACUCAAAACUGUGUGCUGCACAUCCAUGUGACGAAAGCUGAAUGCCGAAUACUUUGUAACUGUUUUUAUUCUCUGAUGGUGAGGUGGGCAGGCCCCAUCACAUCAGCCAAAUUACUUAGGACAACAAAGCAAGAUUCAUGAAAUUGUUUAAUAAUUUUAACCUGGAGACGGGAUUCACUGUGGCCAAUACCUGGAAAGGAUAAUGUCUCCUUUCUGUAUCAUGGUUUGUGUAUCUUCCUGCCAUUGUCAUGUAAUGUCCCUGUCUAAGUAGCUCACCCUCAUGGUAGCAUAUUUUGUCCAUUUUUUUCAUUUGGUUGCUUAUGCUUUCUUUUCUGAGCCUGUCUCUGUAUUGCUGUCCUUGUAUGUGUGUGCGUGUUUUAUUCCAUGUCUAUGACUGUGUGUGCCUGAUAGGCCCGUUAUUUAUUUGUAUUACUUGCAGACAACACUAAGAUACCGCCAACAGAUAGCAAGGUUAUUUGAGAUCUCAGAUGUUAGGUUGUGAAUGUUCGUUUUGUGUUGUGCGUUUCUCUUCACAGUUCCGUUAUUAUUUGAUGCCCUGCUGGCAGACAGGUUUGGGUAAGUAUUUUCCCAGAUAAUCACAUGAUUAAGAUCUUGAAAAUAAUGUUUAUUUUUUUGUGCAUUCCAAGCCCGUGAGAGGUCUUGUUCUGUCCUGAGUCAUUAUCGCUGUGAUACAGACUAUUGGCCCUUAACUGGUGUAUUUCUUAAUGUUAAUAUGGUAGAGACCCUUCUGUUACUGUACAUUUUAGUAUGACAUAGGCUCUUUUCUUAAUGAAUGUUUAAGGAAAUUGUGUUCAAAAUAUCUGUCAUGCUUAGGCAAUACUUAUUUACAGCCUUUUUAGUUGAUAGCAGGAAAGUUUUGUAGUUUAUCAACACUUUAAAUUCACAGUUCAGUUGAAAAAAUGGUUGCUGAGGGACUGCAAGCGAGAGUAGGCACUGUUUAGUUUCUCACUGUAGUCACCUGUUAAUGUUAUCCGGUUGUACUAAUACUUUGCCGAUGUCUUCCAGUUCAUACUGUGGUGGUUUGUUGCUUGCUGUUCCUGGUGAACCAAUAUUUCCCUGAUACAAAUCGUUAGUUUUGUAGUUGUAGUGUACUUUCAUUAAGAAAUAUUGCAUUUUGCCUAGUAUGUAACACAGUUCCCAAUAGGCAGCUGUAGUGUUUCUAACCACAAUAAAGUGAAGCACUCUGUCAGAAACAGCCCUGUCACAGUUAAGGUUGCUGCAAAACGAGAAAUAAUUUAUUUCCUUCAAGGCUUCAAGUUGUAAUAAUUUUAGAUAUGGUUAAUUCAGGUAAUGAUGGAAGAUGUUUGUUCAUGUAUGUGGAUGUUGGGGGGCAGGGGUACAAAGCAUUCGUAGAAAAGACAUUUCACUUUCUUUCCCUGAAAACAUUGUUCACAGGAUACUGUUUUUCUAUGGUUUUGUUUUGAAUCUAAGCGACUGACCAGAUGACAUUCUGGGAACUUUGACCCCUGUAUUUUAUAGUUACUGUAAAGCUCAAAAAACAUGAAGCUAUUCAAAUAUUUUAAAGCUUGGUAAAAUGUAUAUUAAGAGACCAAACGGACUAAUAUAUUACAGAAAUGUGUUCAAACUGCAGUUUUCUUUCCUGUUCAUAGAGGAGUGUUGUACUUUUGAACCUAGUGGUAUAGUUUAUAGAUGAUCAGAGUGCUACAACAAUUAUAUUUGUUCUCGUCUGUAUUGUAAAAGAAUGUAAAAAAUCAGGGCAGCAGUUAAAAAGUUAGCUACAUCUUGCCAUUCUUGUAGGCCUAAGACAUUGAAAACAUUUUGCUGGGUAUGAAUUUAAAAUGUUAUGUGUGCCUCAGCGUGAAAUUGUCCCCAUGGUGUUAUUCUGUUCCUUAGAGAUUGGCUCCAUCCUUAUGGGGCAGUUAACUUGGCUGAGUUUCUGUGCCCAGAACGGUAUGUUCCACUAGUUCUUCAAAAAAGGUCUCAUUAUGCCUAGGUGUAGUUUUCAGGAGAAGACCCCAAUAAUAUAUUUAUACUGAUAAAAUGGAGAAAUGACCCACUGACACAUCCCUACCUUCACAUCAUACCAUCCCAGAAUACAUUGAUGAUUAGUGUAGCACAUGCAACCAAAAUGUAGAGCCAACACUCCCAAUUUUCUGUUUUAUUUAUUUAUUUGGUGGGGUGUGGGGGGGGGGGUUAAACAGAGUUGGAAAGCAUGCAUUACUCUAUUUGCAGCACAUCUGCUAUGAGCUCCAAAUGCUUCAGUUUUAAUUCUAAUUUGGAAAGCUUGCUGCAUACGGCAGCUUUUGUGGCUACUGAACCUCUUGUUACCCAUUUCAGAGGUAUAUGAAGCAGUCUACCAUGAGCACAUAAAGCUGGCCUUUAUAAGUUUUGCUCGAGUGGACCUGCAGCUUGCCUGUCUUUUGCUGUACUUGUUCAGGUCCAGUGGUACUUGUGUACAGGCAUAAUAACAUUUUAAAAGCAUGAAUGCUAUGGAGCAUUUUCUACAUAGCUCAAGUGAUGUUGUGUAAGAAUCUUAUCAAGUUAGGACUCAGCUAUCCAUUAAAACUGUGGGAAUUCAUAUUUUAAUAUCGGCAAUGGUGGCACGAACGUGGAUGUACCAGGUGCAUUUUACACUGCUUUUGGUUCUAUGAAACCAUUUGUGAGGUACAGCCAGCAAACUGAAGGUUUUAUUUUAAAAAAUGAAGGAUUAAUCAGAACUGCAGACUGAAAAGCAGGGUCGUGUUUGCUAUUUUCAGUGGCAUUUUAAAUAUAGAUUACAUUUCUGUUUUGUAUAGCCAGCAUUCCUUAUUUCAACUUCUUUCCAACAGUGGGAUUCUCUGGGAACUUUCGUUAUGUCAUACUGUUAGCUCCUACCCUAUUUCUGAUGUAGCUGAUUUAUUCUGCUGUCAAUCCUGCCAUGUUGUAUUUGGAUUUGUAUGUUUUAAUCUUUGUCUGCAUGUUUCUAUUUAAAUAAUGUAAUACAUGGAGAAGCAAUCUUUUGGACCAAAGGCACUUAAUUAUUAUAUUACAAUAGACUACAUUAACAGAACAUCAGUAAAAAACUGGGUGUAUCUUUUCAUUACAGAUGGAUUUUGUGAAA